Messenger RNA from Tachyglossus aculeatus (Australian echidna), 4168 nucleotides. RefSeq names its product M-phase phosphoprotein 9 (gene MPHOSPH9). Gene Ontology annotation, cellular component: centriole. Lineage: Eukaryota; Metazoa; Chordata; Mammalia; Monotremata; Tachyglossidae. The record is from RefSeq and is a predicted model, not a curated record. Bases 259 to 3810 code for a protein of 1183 amino acids. The transcript has 24 exons.
CGCUAGGGUUUAACGGUCGCGAGAGCCAGCCCCUCCCCCCACCCGGCUAUUAGAGAUCAACCGCGGGACAGAUCUGCAGAAUGUGUCCGAAGUUUAGAACAUUCAUGUUUCUGGAUGUUAGGAACGGAAAAUGCUCCUAGACGAUGAAGCAUCUGAGGAUGAAUCAGAUUCAGUUUCUUCAGACAAUGAAGCUACCUUUUGAAAUAUGUGACAAUUCUUCAUUUUAAAUGAUAGCAACAUCCCUAAUGGACAUACAUUAUGGAAGAUUUGGACUUGGUGAAAACUAUACACGAAGCCUCUCCAUCGUCUGUAGAAUCUGAUGUCAGAAGUACUCAUCAUUCUGUUGGAUGUAACUUAAAUAAUAGCAGAAGUAGUCCCCUCCUUAGUACAAAUGGGGUAUCCUCUUUCUCAGGGAAGACAUCUGUAAUUCAAGGUGCAGUUGAAGUCCUAACCUCUUUUAUGCAAGAUCUACAAAACAGUGGAAGGACUGAUUCAGAAAUUUGGAGGAACUGUGAGAUCAGGUGGUUGCAAUUAUUCAGCUUGGUAGAGAAACAGUGUCAAGAGCAGAUUGCUGCCCAGCAACAGCAAUUCAACAGUCAAAUCCAACGUAUACAAGAGGAGAUCAACAAUUUAGUAAAACUGCAGAUCAACAGUAGUUUGUGGAACCCCUGCAAUGAAAACUCUCCCAACAAACUUGCAAAUGCCUUUUCUACAUUAGAAAGCCAAAUGGUAUUGUGUUCCGAAAUCUGUGAGGGAAAUGAGCACACUAUUAGCCAACCUAAAAUUAAGCCAAAAACUUCUGCUUCACAUCAAGAUUGUACCGUGGAUAGUAUUUCAAUGAGCAGCGGAUAUGGUACCUUUUGUGCCGCAGAGCUAAAUCCCAACCCACCGAAAAACACGAAAGAGUUCAUGGAGCGAAAAGAAGUUUCCAAAGGACAAGAUGAAGCAGCUGUGGCAUCGAAGGACCCAUCGAAAGAUAAUAUAAAAAACCAGAGCGUAUGUAUACAAACCAUUGAAGAGUUUGGUUCAUCUUUAAAAGAAGAUAUUUCUGUGUGUCCUAAUGAACUUGAGCAUAGUGUUGCUGACGAAGCUAAGAAUUUUGAAGAGCAACUAGGAAAAACCAACAGUAGUAAGUCUUUAACAUCAUGGGCACAAAAGUUGAAACAAAACCAGCCAAAAAAAGCACACGUGGAAGAGGGAGGUUCCUACUCUACGCAAGGAAACGAACAAGCCAAGAAAGCAACAAUUGAGAAUCCCGAUAUCACUGCUGAUACACAUCCUCCUGCCUUUUACCUCAGUAAACGAGAUGAAAGUCCAAAUUCUCUGAUGUCUGAAGCGUCAGGUUUGACUUACUGGAAGCUAGAAGAGAAAGAACUGUAUCAUUCAUUGCCAGAGACUUCGGAAAAUACACUUUCAAGUAUUUUCCCCUCAAAUGUCUUCCCAAAUCAGUCUAGUUCUGGAAUUGAAGUGAAGCUGCCAUCACUGAAAGAAAUUUAUCAUAAAAAGCAAAAGGAAAACAAGCAGCUCCCUGAAUGGAAUCUCUCUUCUGCUUCUCAUUUAAGUCAUCCUCCAGAGGUUUUAACACUGGAUCCAACGCUACACAUGAAGCCAAGUCAACAGAAUCCAGGGAUUCCAUCCCAAAGCCUUUUAAGUACUCUCGAUGACAGAAUCUCAUUUUCUCCAGACUCUGUGUUAGAACCCAGUAUGUCUAGUCACUCUGAGAGUGAUACGUUUUCCCAAGCAAGUAAUAUCACUUCCUCUCAGCUGGGUGGUUCCCCAAAAUAUCCUUCUAGUAUUCAAGCUUCACGCAUGGAUUCUUGGAAAAAUCAUGCAUUCCAAAAUGAAAGGAAUACCAGCCCUACUUUUCCCUUAGCAUAUACUCUUGCCGGUAAUGACCUCCUAAUCAACCCCGAAGAUGAAGAAAAUACCCUAAUGUUAACUCCGUCAUCAGCCAUUCAAUCACCAUUUCCAAGUGCAGACAACAGCUUACCAGAAGGCAGUGUUUCUGUGGCCUCCUUUGACGACCCAGUGAUGUUAUCUAAGAUUAGGCAGAACCUGAGGAAAAAACAUGAACGACACAUAGCUGAUCUACGGGCUUAUUACGAUGCAGAGAUACAUAACUUGAAACAACAACUGGAGGCAAAUAAUGUGGCAUCUGCGUCUGAAGAUUUGAAGAAAACCAACCAGAAUCUUAUAGACAGAUGUGACCAAUUAGAGAGUGCUUUGAAUGAAGCUAAUACUUAUGUGAGAACCCUUGAAAAUAAGAACAAUUUGCUGGAAAUGGAAGCGGCUGAUUGGAGAGAACGCUUUAAUGCAGUCAGUAGUGCCUCCAAAGUUUUGCAGGAACGAGUAGAAGAAAUGCGAAUAAGUAAUAAGGAAAAGGAUAACAGCAUCAGCCGACUAAAAUCUAGGCUGAAGGACCUAGAAGAAGCUUUUGAAAAGGCAUACAAACUAGCAGAUGAUAAAGAUGCUAGGAUAAAGCAGGAAAACAGAGUAUUUCAAAAUCAGACCACAGUUGGUCAAAGCCCUCACAAAAUCCCACCACCUCUACCAAGCCUGUCCCAGUUAAUUCCCAACACAAGUUUUAUCAACCCAGCAGCUGCCUCUAGCACUCAUCUCCUUGGAGAAUACGAAUCCCUUGGAAGAGAACAUGAAAGAGUGAAGGAUACUCUCAGUGCAACUGAGAAUAAAUUGUUUGACGCACAUACUCAAAUUUCUGAUUUGAAAAGAACAAUUUCAAAACUUGAAGUCCAAAUCAAGCAAGUCGAACACGAAAGUAUGUCCAAACUCCGAAAUACCAGAGGUCAUUUGAGAACAUCAAAUUUCAAGUACCAUUCUCCUCCGGAAAAGGAUUUCUCAUGUGAAGGUGACCGCACAACUUUAAUGGCAGAGAAAGAAAAGGAGACUUUAGAUACACCAAUUAUGAAAGCUUUGAAAGAAUUUGACGAAGGAAAAGCAUUUAAAAAUUGGGGCACGCAGACUGAAAAAGAGGACCAAUCAAUUAAAGCAUUAAGUAGCCGGCACAGUGUUGGCUUUGCUGAAUCACCUUUCAGUUCCACUCGGUCCCCAGAGAAAGGUAAAGACCAACAAAGGCCAAAGAGGUUCACAUCAUCGGCUGCACAUAGGUCAUCCUCUCUUCCGCCUUCAAACAGAAAACCUAAUACUCCAACAAAAAGAGAGAUAAUGCUUUCACCAGUGACCGCGACUUAUAGCCCAAAGCGAUCUCCAAAAGAGAAUCUCUCCCCAGGAUUUAGCCAUCUGCUUAGCCAAAAUGAAAGCAGUGUAAGUCGUAGAUUUGAUGUACUCUUGGAUGAUUUGGAUAGUGUUCCUGUGUCUACAAUUCAACAGAGCAGUCCAAGAAAACGAUUGCAGUUCCUUUCUUUCAAUGAUGUAGAAGAAAAUAAACUUUCAAACAAGGAUAACCAGGUGAAGCAUAGCUUUUGUGCUGGACCAUUCUCCAGUGGAAUGAAAAGAGGAUCUGUGGGGUCAGCCUGGGAGGAGACCACGUCAGUUCCCAACGAUGAAUGUACAUCUCUAUCAGUUACACCAUAUGGUGAUGAUUUCGAGUACACGGCAAGAAUUAGGACACUAGCUGAAACUGAGAGGCUUUUCGAUGAGCUUAUUCAAGAAAAACAACAGAUUGAAGCAGCUCUAAGCCGAAUGCCUUGUACUGGAGGAAGAAUGACUUUGCAAACAAGAUUAAACCAGGAAGCCUUGGAAGAUCGCUUGGAAAAGAUUAAUCGAGAACUGGGCUCAAUUCGUAUGACGCUGAAGAAAUUUCAUGUUUUGCGUACCUCUGCAAAUCUUUGAGAUUUGCAUUUAUGAAAAUUUGAAACGUUUUUGUUUGCACUAAUGGAUGAUUAUGCACUCUGAAAAUGCAAACUGUUUUGUACUCUUUGUAAAGCCUCGAGUAAUUUUGCAGUCAUGCUAUUCUUUAAAUUUAAUAUUUUGUACUUCAAACAGCCACAUAUAUUUUAAAGAUAUUUUUGUUAUUCUCAGGAAUCUGUUAGCUGUAUAUUUUACUAUUUAAAAAGUGUUAUUUUUAAAUAGUAUAUGUAUCCAAUUUAUAGGAAGAAUAAGGAAGUAUAAACAAAGGCAGCUUGUUUUCUAAACAAAUAACAUUAUCCUUUUACAGUUCACUUUGCACACCCUUUUUAUAGACUUACAU